AUGGGCAUUAGCAGUUCUUCAUCAACCUCUGUGACCACAACCAAGCUGGUUCUCCCAGAUGGGCAGCUCCAAGAAUUCUCAAACCCAAUUAGGGCAUCCUACGUACUGCAGAAGAUCAGUUCCCCGGGAUUUGUAUGCGAUGCCGACGACAUGGAUUUCGGAGGCUUUAUUACGGCUGUUAACGGCGACGAAGAGCUUCAGCUGGGUCAGCUUUACUUUGUGUUGCCUUUGAGUUGGUUGAAUAAGCCGCUUCGGGCGGAGGAGAUGGCGGCUUUGGCUGUUAGGGCAAGUUUGGCGCUUGGCAAUAUGAGACGGAGUAAUAGGUGUUGUUGUAAAGGAGGGGAUGAUCAAGUUGUAUUUAGUAUUAUUAAGAAGGAUGUGAUCAAGCCUAAGAUGGAGGCGGGCGGCGGCAGUUUUGGUGUUCAUCGAGAAACAGUGAGGAAAAGAAGAGGGAGGAGCGGACGCCACGGUGGUGGUGGAAGUUAUAGUUCUGUGGCAAAGUUGAGUGUGAUUUUGGAAGACGAGGAUAUAUAG
This is a messenger RNA of Fragaria vesca subsp. vesca, 534 nucleotides long. RefSeq lists its product as uncharacterized. Lineage: Eukaryota; Viridiplantae; Streptophyta; Magnoliopsida; Rosales; Rosaceae. The record is from RefSeq and is a predicted model, not a curated record. The coding region runs from base 1 to 534 and encodes 177 amino acids. The transcript has a single exon.